AUGGUGUCUCCUUCAACUACCAAAUCAUCUCAAGGUCCUCCAGAGGUCCCAACAUCAAUUGAAUCAGACAAUUAUCAAGAUGCCGUCCAGCCAAAGUCAGAGGGCUUUGAUGCCUGGAUGCAAGUUGUGGGAGCUUUUCUCAUUUACACUGCGACAUGGGGUCUCUUGAGUGCUUACGGCUCUUAUGAAAAGUACUACGAGACAGUCAUGCUAGUUUCUACACCCUCGACCAACAUUGCUUGGGUCGGAACCCUCCAAAGUGUCAUCCUUAUUUUGGGAGGCGUUGUCACUGGUCCAAUCUAUGAUCGAGGAUAUUUCAGAGAGCUUCUCAUCGUUGGAACUCUCAUCACAGUAUUCGGCGUUAUGAUGCUUAGUUUGGCCCACAGCUAUUAUCAGGUCCUCCUCGCCCAAGGUAUCUGCGUCGGCAUUGGAAGUGCAAUCCUCUAUGUACCAAGUAUCUCUAUGGUUGCUUCCAGGUUUGAACGACGACGUGCUUUGGCCGUAUUUUUUGCGACUUCAGGAACAGCUAUUGGAGGUAUCAUUUACCCUAUCAUCUUUACCAAUCUCCAGCCAACGAUUGGAUUCGCGUGGACUACACGUGUCCUCGGCUUUGUCACCCUUGCUGAGCUUAUCGGAGCGUUAGCCAUCAUGCUACCCGCCACCAGGGGCAAACUUUCACACAAAGUGCGCUCUCUUCUAGACCCAACCGCUUUCCAUGAUCCCGCCUUUAUGGCGUUUUGCCUCGCCUUAUUCCUCAUGUGGAUUGCAUACUGGGUGCCCUUCUUCUUACUUCCACUCUAUGCACAGUUCAAGGGCGGUGCAAGCUCAGAGCUGGCCUUUUAUGUGCUGGUGAUUGCCAAUGCCUCCACUAUACCUGGACGGUACAUGGCGGUUCCCUUGUCCAACAGAUUUGGCCCAUCGAUUACCAUGGCUGGAUUCGGAUUUGCUUCCAGUGUCUUGUUCUUUGGGUGGAUUGGCGUUGACACUGUUCCCUCCGUCAUUUCUUGGGCUGUGCUUAUCGCUGUAUUCAUGGGACCUCUUGCGGUCAUCUACCCCAUCCUUGUCCCUCGUCUCUCGCCCAACCCAGAACUUGUGGGUACGCGAAUGGGAAUAUCAUCUGCGGCGGCUGCGCUUGGGACCUUGAUCGGAUUUCCUGUUACAUCCGCCUUGAAUGAUAUCGAAGGUGGAAUUUUCUGGAAGAGUCAGGUUUUUAAUGGUUGUUGUAUGUUGGCAGGAUCUGUACUGAUGGUCUAUGUCCACUUUAAGUCAACCAAAUCACUCUGA
Fusarium pseudograminearum CS3096 is the source of this 1284-nucleotide messenger RNA. RefSeq lists its product as uncharacterized. Bases 1 to 1284 code for a protein of 427 amino acids. Lineage: Eukaryota; Fungi; Ascomycota; Sordariomycetes; Hypocreales; Nectriaceae. The transcript has 4 exons. Gene Ontology annotation, biological process: transmembrane transport. Gene Ontology annotation, cellular component: fungal-type vacuole membrane. Gene Ontology annotation, molecular function: transmembrane transporter activity. The record is from RefSeq and is a predicted model, not a curated record.